Phaethon lepturus (White-tailed tropicbird) is the source of this 1242-nucleotide messenger RNA. Its product is annotated as arf-GAP with GTPase, ANK repeat and PH domain-containing protein 3-like. The record is from RefSeq and is a predicted model, not a curated record. Lineage: Eukaryota; Metazoa; Chordata; Aves; Phaethontiformes; Phaethontidae. Gene Ontology annotation, biological process: proteasome-mediated ubiquitin-dependent protein catabolic process. Gene Ontology annotation, molecular function: protein binding; GTPase activator activity. The transcript has 5 exons. Gene Ontology annotation, cellular component: nucleus. Bases 1 to 1242 code for a protein of 413 amino acids.
AUGUUCGUGUGCGGGAGGAAGGGCGAGCCCAUGCUGGUGGAGCUGGCGCACAGGGAGCUGCGCGAGCAGCAGGAGGGACGGGCUGGCACAGAGCUCUGGUUCCUCCCUGCAGGCGCUCUGUGCCUGUGCUCCCCUGCCCCAGCCUCCUGGGGACCACUGCUGCCAGCGGCGCUGCCCACGUGUGGGCACAGCGAUGGCCCGCGGGGGGCUGUCUGUGUGAUCAUGCUCUGCGAGGCCGGCAGCCACCCUCCUUCCCUGACCCACGUCCUGGCACACCUUUCUUUUCCAGAACCAGAUGAGCCAUUUGAGUUCAUUAUCGUGUCCCUGACGGGCCAGACGUGGCUCUUUGAGGCCUCAACGUCAGAGGAGCGAGAGCUUUGGGUCCAGGCUAUCGAGAGCCAGAUCCUGGCCAGCCUGCAGGGCUGUGAGAGCAGCAAAAAUAAGGCUCGGCUGGGCAGCCAGAGUGAUGCACAGGCCAUGCAGGCCGUCCGCACCGCACGUGGGAACAGCUUCUGUGUGGACUGCGACGCACCGAAUCCGGAUUGGGCAAGUCUGAACCUGGGAUCCCUCAUGUGCAUUGAGUGCUCCGGGAUCCAUCGCAACCUGGGCACCCACCUGUCCCGUGUGCGCUCCUUGGACCUGGAUGACUGGCCUAGCGAGCUUCUCAUGGUCAUGACAGCCAUCGGCAAUGCCCUGGCCAACGCUGUCUGGGAAGGAGCAGUGGAAGGCUACCCCAAGCCUACCCCUGAGAGCGGUCGGGAGGAGAAGGAGCGCUGGAUCCGGGCCAAGUAUGAGCAGAAGCUCUUCCUAGCUCCGCUGCCCCAGUCAGACAUCCCACUGGGGCAGCAGCUGCUGCGGGCCGUGGUGGAGGAUGACCUGCGCCUCGUGGUGACGCUCCUGGCCCAUGGCACCAAGGAGGAAGUGAAUGAGACCUACGGGGAUGGAGAUGGGCGCACAGCACUGCAUCUCUCCUGCGCCAUGGCCAAUGUAGUCUUCACACAGCUGCUCAUCUGGUACGGGGUGGACGUGAAGAGCCGGGAUGCUCGAGGCCUGACCCCGCUGGCCUACGCCCGGCGAGCUGGCAGCCAGGAGUGCAUCGACAUCCUGCUGCAGCAUGGAUGCCCCAGCGACAGCGCCGUCACCACGCUGACCCCCAGCCUGCCCCGCCGCAACACCAACGCCAACAACAAUGCCUGCACCGUGGUGCCAGCUGAGCUUGGCUCCAGCCCCAGCGCUGUCUAG